Silurus meridionalis is the source of this 3784-nucleotide messenger RNA. Its product is annotated as selectin P. The transcript is spliced from 19 exons. Gene Ontology annotation, biological process: heterophilic cell-cell adhesion; leukocyte tethering or rolling; response to cytokine. The record is from RefSeq and is a predicted model, not a curated record. Lineage: Eukaryota; Metazoa; Chordata; Actinopteri; Siluriformes; Siluridae. Gene Ontology annotation, molecular function: calcium ion binding; sialic acid binding; oligosaccharide binding. Gene Ontology annotation, cellular component: external side of plasma membrane; membrane. Bases 96 to 3272 code for a protein of 1058 amino acids.
UCCACCAUGUUCACACCACAAGUUACAUCAUUUCCUAGUAGACGUAAUUCGUCUUGAUCUGAGCGGAGUGUUGUCACUCUAAAGAUGCUGAGAAGAUGAUUUUUUGGAAGCAGAUAAGGAUGUAUUUUCGAUGGGGAGUGCUUCUGCUCAUGGUGAAUAAUGGAGUCCAGGCUUGGACAUACCAUUACAGCAAAGACAAACUGGAGUGGAACAUGGCUCGUCAAUGGUGCAGACAACAUUACACAGACUUGGUGGCCAUUCAGAACCAGGAAGAAGUCAGAUACCUUAAUCGGGAGUUGCCCAAAAUUAGCUCCUAUUACUGGAUUGGCCUAAGGAAAAUAGGUGACAAAUGGACAUGGGUGGACAGUAUGAAGCCACUGACGGCUGAGGCAGCAAGUUGGGCUACAGGAGAACCCAACGACCAAGGAACUAACGAGGACUGUGUGGAGAUCUACGUCAAAAGAGACAAGGAUUCUGGCAAGUGGAAUGAUGACAAGUGCAGCAAAGCGAAAGCAGCGCUCUGUUACAAAGCCUCGUGCUUUGAGAGGUCCUGCAGCAAGCAUGCCGAAUGUGUGGAAAACAUUGGAAGCUACACAUGCAAGUGUGAUCCAGGGUUCACUGGAGCUCGUUGUGAAGCUGUAGACUGUGGCCUGGUUACAAAUCCAGAGCAGGGAUUUGUUGAGUGUCGCCAUGUUCAUGGAGACUUUCGUUUCAAUUCAUCCUGUAAUUUCCACUGUGCCCAUGGUUACAAGUUACAGGGUUCCAAACAUCUCCACUGCUUGUCUACAGGGAAGUGGGAUAGUAAGCCUCCAAAAUGCCAUGUUAUUGAAUGUCCUCCAAUUACGACCAGAACCAGUGGGUGGAAUAUAACAUGCCUUCAUCCUCUGCACACAAACAGCUACAACUCUACGUGUGUGUUCAGCUGUGAAGAGGGCUUUGAGCUGAGAGGAUCACACACAACCCUUUGUGAUCACACUGGACAGUGGAUACACAACACUCCCAACUGCACAGCUGUGACCUGUGACCAGCUUCUGACCCCUGGAAAUGCUCACAUGAAAUGUACUGAUCCACAUGGCAAGUUCUCGUUCCGUUCCUCCUGUAAUGUAACCUGUGAAGAAGGAUACACACUGAGAGGAGAGAACACGCUCACCUGCCUCAAGAACGGCAGCUGGUCAGCAGAAACACCAACAUGUGAAGUUGUGAAGUGCAGCGAUCUCAACUCUGCUCCGUAUGGCUCCAUGCGUUGUACGGACCCCUUGGAAAAAUAUGCUUACGGCUCCAUUUGUCGUUUUGAGUGUGACGUCGGGUUUCUGCUGACGGGUUCAAACCAGACCCUCUGUAACUCACAGGGGAAGUGGACUCACAGUCUUCCAGUGUGUCAAGCGGUACAGUGUGGUCCCCUGUCUAUUCACUCCACUGAUGUGAGAAGGAACUGCACUCAUCCCCUCUCCACCAACAGCUACACCUCCACCUGUGUGUUUUACUGUGAUGAGGGCUUUGAGCUCAUAGGUUCCAAUAAAACUCAGUGUGACCACAGAGGACAGUGGUCACCCAAAAACCCCACUUGCCAAGCUGUGACCUGUGACCAGCUUCUGACCCCUGGAAAUGCUGACAUGAAAUGUACUGAUCCAUAUGGCAACUUCUCGUUCCGUUCCUCCUGUAAUGUAACCUGUGAAGAAGGAUACACACUGAGAGGAGAGAACACGCUCACCUGCCUCAAGAACGGCAGCUGGUCAGCAGAAACACCAACAUGUGAAGUUGUGAAGUGCAGCGAUCUCAACUCUGCUCCGUAUGGCUCCAUGCGUUGUACGGACCCCUUGGAAAAAUAUGCUUACGGCUCCAUUUGUCGUUUUGAGUGUGACAUCGGGUUUCUGUUGACGGGUUCAAACCAGACCCUCUGUAACUCACAGGGGAAGUGGACUCACAGUCUUCCAGUGUGUCAAGCUGUGUCCUGUGACCAGCUUCUGACCCCUGGAAAUGCUGACAUGAAAUGUACUGAUCCAUAUGGCAACUUCUCGUUCCGUUCCUCCUGUAAUGUAACCUGUGAAGAAGGAUACACACUGAGAGGAGAGAACACGCUCACCUGCCUCAAGAACGGCAGCUGGUCAGCAGAAACACCAACAUGUGAAGUUGUGAAGUGCAGCGAUCUCAACUCUGCUCCGUAUGGCUCCAUGCGUUGUACGGACCCCUUGGAAAAAUAUGCUUACGGCUCCAUUUGUCGUUUUGAGUGUGACAUCGGGUUUCUGUUGACGGGUUCAAACCAGACCCUCUGUAACUCACAGGGGAAGUGGACUCACAGUCUUCCAGUGUGUCAAGCGGUACAGUGUGGUCCUCUGUCUAUUCACUCCACUGAUGUGAGAAGGAACUGCACUCAUCCCCUCUCCACCAACAGCUACACCUCCACCUGUGUGUUUUACUGUGACGAGGGCUUUGAGCUCAAAGGUUCCAAUAAAACUCAGUGUGACCACAGAGGACAGUGGUCACCCAAAAUCCCCACUUGCCAAGCUGUGACCUGUGACCAGCUUGUGACCCCUGGAAACGCUCACAUGAAGUGUACCAAUCCACAUGGAAAGUUCUCGUUCCGUUCCUCCUGCAAUGUAACCUGUGAAGAAGGAUACACACUGAGAGGAGAGAACACGCUCACCUGCCUCAAGACCGGCAGCUGGUCAGCAGAAACACCAAUGUGUGAAGCUCGACAGUGCCCUCUACUGUCCAGUCCGGAGAAUGGCUGGAUGAACUGCUCUUACCCACAUUCCCUCUUCAGUUAUGGCUCACACUGUAGUUUAAAAUGUGAGAUUGGGCACGUGCUCAGAGGGGAGUCGAAUCUGAGUUGCACAGCAGCUGGAACCUGGAGUCAGACGGUACCUUCUUGUGAAGUUGUUCAGUGUGAAUCCAUCUUGCUGGUGCCAUUACAGCAAUCAGAUUCCACUCCUGUUCCCUUGAUGAACUGCUCACAUCCAAGAGGGAACUUCAGCUUCGGUUCGCAGUGUGUGUUCAGCUGUCCUGAAGGCUACAGGCUGAAUGGUACCACUGACCUGAUCUGUUCUGCUACUGGACUUUGGACUGAUCUGCUCCCUACCUGUAUCAUAAAGGACAUGCCAUUAGGUAAUGCUCUACUCGUGUAUAGCGCAAUAGGUGCAGCAGCAUCACUUGGCCUGCUGCUAAUAGGGGGAUUUGUCAUGCUGUUGGUGUGGAAGUAUAGUCAGGGUAAGCAUGCUCAAGAUUACCCUCUCUGGAAUGGAACUCUAAAUCCAGUUUUCGAAGAAAAUUAACAAUGUUGUUGAGGAGAUCUUUCCUAAGUACUUUCCUCAUCCUGUGGAUCUGAAAUAUGAAUAAAGGCGUCAUCUUUUGGAUUGGAGGUGCUGGUUUUUUAUUUUCAAGAAAUUGUGUCUUUUGCAUUUCCAUAAAUGUUAACAUGAUGAUACUGAAUUAGAUUUGAUAUUCUCAUUAAUGACUAGUGUGCAGCGACAUAUGCAUAAUUAUAAGGCAAGACAUUGUCUUUUAGUCAAUGAAAAAAAAAACCCUGAUUAUGUUUUUGUUCUUCCUCCUAUGCGCUUGGCAUCUCAAGUUUUUGGCUACGCUGCUGCGUAUAUGUGGAAUCGACUGUACUUCUCGAAAAUUUGCAACAGUGACUCUUUCUCUACUUUCAGAUCUUGUUUGAUAUUGUGUACGUACAGCUUAUUGGUUGUAUAGUUGAUGUUAAUUAUUUUGUGUUUUUAUUUUGUAUGUAAUGUGUCUAAGUGUCGUGUAAAGCGUCCCUAAAUAAAAUGUAUUAUUAUUAUUA